Molecule: messenger RNA, 411 nt
Organism: Talaromyces atroroseus
Lineage: Eukaryota; Fungi; Ascomycota; Eurotiomycetes; Eurotiales; Trichocomaceae
Exons: 2
Coding region: 1-411 (136 amino acids)
Source: RefSeq, a predicted model, not a curated record
AUGGCGGCAACCAGGCCAGAUGCCUCCCAGGCGGAUCAGCAAAGUGCCGCUGCGACUCCAAGGGAACCUUCCUCUGCGCCGACAAGACCUGCCGAAAGAUGUGCGGAUGCCAGCGAAUCGACUAACUCUGCAGACACCGAUUUUCCUCUGUUGUACCGUCCAACCGUCCACGGCGACACAGAUAUUGACAUAAUCUGGCAUAACCUCUAUGCUGAUUCUGACUUUUCCGUGUUUCGCAAGCGGUCGGAAGGCCCUAUUGAGCGUAUUCUGACUGAUUUUGCGGGUGUCGUGCAGGCAGGCGUGUUUGAGGAGGUUGUUAGUUUGUCUGCAUCCAAGUACAUGUUUACUGUUACCGUGGUUUGCAGUAAACAGUGGGAUGAGGUUUCAAAGUUUGUCAUGUCUGUUCUGUAG